Messenger RNA from Capsicum annuum, 1589 nucleotides. RefSeq names its product sec-independent protein translocase protein TatB. The record is from RefSeq and is a predicted model, not a curated record. The coding region runs from base 442 to 1170 and encodes 242 amino acids. NCBI's taxonomy places the organism in Eukaryota, Viridiplantae, Streptophyta, Magnoliopsida, Solanales, Solanaceae. The transcript is spliced from 7 exons.
GAAGCAAAAAAAUAGAAAAUCGCUCCAAAAAGGAUUAAUUUUAAUAAAAUAAUCGUGAAUUUUUUUGAUAACUCAAAUGGGUAUUAUCUUUUACUCUGGCCGUUUCUGCAAACUACUUACUACUGUUUGGCCAAAUAUUUCAAUUUAUAAUGCGGUUAGGUGAUAAAAACAAAUCGAAUAAAUUAUGUGUCAUUUUUUUGCUUUUUAUAUUUAAAUUUUAACUCAUAUUUCAAAAUAUAUUAUUGACAUUAAAAGAAUUACAAGUUAUAAAUACUUUUCUUACUGUUUUUAAAUAUCUAAAUUUUAAUUUAAAAAUAUUUAAUUAGCUUAAUCUAAUUUAAUUUUAGAAAUUAGCUAACUUAUAAUUGAUCACUUCCAAUUUCAUUUCUUCCGUUCUUCGCCCAUUGCCUUCAUGGCUAAGUAGUACCAAUAAUAUUUGAGAUGUUUGGAUUUUCAUAUGGAGAGAUUUUUCUCUUGCUCGGUGCUACUGCUGCUCUUAUUGGACCUAAAGAUCUGCCAAUUAUAGCAAGAACAGCAGGCAGAUUUGCUGGGCGUGCAAUUGGUUAUGUUCAAUUAGCCCGUGGUCAGUUUGAAAAUGUCAUGGAGCAUUCUCAAGCUCGCCAGGUUCAUAAGGAACUGCAAGAUACCAUGGCUCAAUUGGAAGCCAUACGUCAUGAAAUUCGGACUAUCUCUUUUAUGAAUCCUGGUUCAUUGACAACGAGGCUUGUAGACAGCAUCAAUACAACAACUGCAAAUAGCACUGCUGAUAAUGGACCUCAAAAAUCUGAUAAAGAGAGCAUCAUUGUUGAAAAGGGACCUCAGAUAUCCGAGAAGGAGAGUACAGUGGCAACUGUCACAACUGAGGAUUAUAGUUCAAGGAAAGCUUUGACGACCGAUAUGCACAGCCAAGCCACUGCUUAUGCUAGAUUGGCUGAAACAACACCUUUGAAAUCCAUUUCUGUAGAUAAUGAAGGUUUGAGAGAGCUGACUGAUGAAUCUGGCAGUAUUAUUGUGCUCCCUGUUUCAGCAGAGAGUGCAGGGUUGUUGCCAAAACAUAAAGAUGAAGCAAAGGGGUCUGACAUUGUGUUAGAAGCGAUACUGGAGGCAGAAGUGGCAAAUAAUGCCAAAGAGUUUUUCUCGCAGUCACCAAACCAAUUAAAAAGUGAAUGAAGAGGUACAUUUUAAAGAAGAUUUGUGCCAUUAGAGGGCAGAGGUCAGCUUCAUGCCAAGGGAGUCUGAUGAAAGAUUGCUAAAGACGGAGUACUUGUAGCCCAGUUCAAGUCUCUUGUAGUGGUUUUUGCGCGAUGAUAGAUAUCAUGAGGCAUCUAAAGAACUUAAGAUCCGUGUUGCCACAAGACAAACUAACUAGUCAUAUUGUUUGAAAGCUGGCUUUCUGCAACCAGCUCUGCCUAUUUUUAAACCUUCUAAUCGACCUGGGCAACAUAUGCAGAUUCUGUAGUCUGAGAGUUCUUUCUUUCCCUUUCCAAUUUUCAUAAAAUAAAACGUGUGUUUAAUGGGGUCGUAUGAUUGCUACGUUUAUGAGAGUUACUCUUAUUUCAAGUUCACAUAUUUAUCACGUUAUGACCAAA